CCAUCCCUCUCCUCACGCCUCCUCCUCCCCAUCUUCCCCCGUCUCUGCCUCUCUGUUUUCUGCACGGCAGUCUCCUCAAACGCGCGUGCAGUUUUUUUGGCUGGGUUUUGCUCAACAGUGUCUGCCUUUUUCGCGGGCUUGACGUGGGACUUUCCCGAGCAGCCAGCGGGCGCGCAGGGUCGCGUUCUGCGCUCGAAAAAAAGAGUUCGGGAGUCGCAGCGCGGACGACAUGGCCUCCGCGAAUGGCACCCGCACGCCGCCCGACGUCGCCAUGGGGGACAAGACGUCGCCAAACCCCGCAGACAAGAAGCGCAAACGCGACGAAGAUGCACGUGCAUCUGCCACCCUCGACUCGCGCGCCUCUCGAAGCGUGAAUGCUCAGAAAGAUAUCCUCGACAUCUUGACACCGCGUGAUACGUCCCCCUCCUUCCUCAAUCAUGCUCUCGAUAGCAGCAGCGCGACAAGCGAGCGAUCCCCGAAGAAAGCACGCCUCUCCGAUCCCGACAGCAACAACACCAUCGCCUCCAAACUAUCGAGUGGCUCCUACACAUCGCUGCAAGCGCUACGAUCCGAUGCGGAACACGUUGCCGCCAAUCUGACUUCAGUCAUCCGGUCGAGGGCGAAAGAGCGCGACGACAAGAGUGGAAGUCUUCUCGUCGAUGAUCUGAAGCAGAUCCAACGCGCGCAAGCCUUCGAGCAGUUCGUCAAGAAUGUUGUCGAACAGGAGACUCGAUACAAUGCGAUGCACGAAGAGCGUGAUUCGCAGCCCAAGAAGGAGAACGGAAAUGCGCCUAAUGGUCAUCCGCCUAGUAACAAUACUGCGGCUGGAGCUGCGGCGAGGUACGGCUCGGUUCUCACGCUUUUCGGCAAUGCACCGACCCCGAAACAACUCUUCUCCUCCAUGCAGACCGCACCGCCGGGCAAGGCGGACACUUCAAUCAAAAUCGAGUUGCCCGUGGAGGAAAUGAGCCUGCCCGCCGGCAUUUCAGCCACGCAGAUCAUGUCUGUGCCAGCCAACAUUGGCAAGAAGGGUCCGACGUUCGAGGAAGCUUUCCCACCUCCUUACAGCCUCCCUGCCCUCAACCCUCCAAAGGCGCAUCGGCGCUCGGCUGCUCGCGAUGAGGUGGUGAAGUGGGAGUUUCAGAAUCCGCUGUCCGCGAGGAAUAAGAAGGGCGGAUAUACUGUGCAAAGUCUGGCGGUCGGCGAAUGGCUGGAUUACGGAGGCCCUGACUCCAAAGACGAGGUGACGUCGCCGCGAGAGAAGCGCAAACAGCGGGAUCGAGCAUUGAGUAGCGGGCAAGGCUCAGCGCCGCCUCCCAGCAAAGCGGCCCAAGAGGACGCAUUGGCUAAAGAAGAAGAGGCCUUGUUUUGGAAGGCUUAUUCAAGCUUCGCCCCAUCGUGUGACAACAGCAAAGCGCUCGUGCCGGAGGAGGUCAAGAGCAUGGUGUGGUGGCACAAAAUUGGUCAGAAGAAAUAUCAAGAAACGUUCGCUUUGGAUCCGGCACUUGCGGAUGGGCUUGUCAUCGCUCCGCCACAACCACUGCCAGAGGAGCAGGACGACGACUUCGCCGCAGUCGUGGAACAAUACGACGGAUUCGACGAGGAACUGCCCGAGGCCGACUCGGCUCGCGACAAGGCUGACGUCGAUCAAGUCCUGGACCACAUUUCUGAGCUCCUCGAAACCCUGGCUUCGCACCAACGUCUCCGCAAUGCUUCGCUGCAGCCUUCAUCCUCGACAACUCGAACUCCCGUCAGUCCUGCCACAUCUCUUGCGUUGCGCAUCGGUCGUCCCGACUCUCCAAGCGACGAGGAGAUUUCGACAUAUCACGCCCUUCGUCGCGAGCUUGCAUAUCUUAUCUUGAAGCUGCCUCCAUACGCGGUGGCCAAGUUGAACGGGGAUCAGUUAGACGACCUCGGAGUACGCCAACUGGUCACUCUAGAAGGGAGGAAUGUGCAAGGGACCUUGGAAGAAGACCAAGUGGCGCGGCUGGCCAAGUACACCGCAGCGGCCACCGCUCACGGCAUCGCCGCCCUCACCCGACCGGGUUCCGCCAACCAGCACUACAGCAGUACAAACCAGCGCACGCCUGCAAUCGGGCAAGCAGCCAAUACUCGUUAUGGGCAGUCGGUGCAGUAUGGCAGGACUCCCAUGUCUCAGCCGCAAUACAACCGAUCACUCAGCAACCAGCAAUCGUACGGCACCCCGACCGCAUCCGCCCCAAAGCCAGCAUACAGCCAGUCGAACACGUACACCGCGCAACAGUCCGGCUACAACCAGCCCAACGGCGGCAAAAUGUACUACGGCGGUCGUCAACUCGCGCAAACACCAUCCAUGUACGGCAAAUACGGCGCCCAGUAUCCGUCAGCCACCACACCCGGCAUUCCUCAGCAUCAACAACAACAACAACAAUCACGACCCAGCUACCCCACCUCCACCUCCUCCCAACCCCUCGCCCAAUUCCAGCAACGCUCCUACUCCGCCGCGCACAACGCGGUAGCAUAUCAAUCCAACUCCCAAGGCCAACAGGGCAGCCCCUACAACCGCACCGCCUCGCCCUUGAAACCCGCGAAUUACCAGCCGCCGUUGCAGCCUUCGCCUGUGCCGAGGGCGCAGCAGCAGUUUCAGCCUCCGCCGCUUGGGGGCCAGCAGGCUGGGUUGGAGAGGGUGGCGACGCCGGGGAGUUAUGGGGGCCAGUCACAAACGCCUGUCAAUGGAAUUGGGCAGCCGCCACCGACUCCGCAGCAGCAGCAGCAGGGUAAUGCCGUCAAUGGUCAAGUCUGAGGAUGUGGGAAGUCAUUGGUGAUUGAUUGAUCGAGCUGGGCGUGGGCGUGUCAUGUCUAUGCGCUUGGUGUGGCAGCCUGGAUAUCCGAGGAUCGAGCAGAGUAGAGCAGGAGUAGUUGCGUGUUUCAAAAACGUUGAUUCAAAUACCGUUUUACCCCGACGCAGCCUUUCCCCUUUCCGUAUUCCCAUGCAUGCUCGCCACGGAAACUGGCCAUCCCGUCAUCUCUAAUGCAUUCGGAAGGGGAAGAAACGAUUAAAGAUUCGAGCAAAAUUCCGAUAGCGCUGUCGAUCCUGAUCUAAAUACUCCGCCUAAACCAAUCGCGUUCUCCCCACGUUUGGUUGCUCCGCGG
Messenger RNA from Neohortaea acidophila, 3132 nucleotides. RefSeq lists its product as uncharacterized. NCBI's taxonomy places the organism in Eukaryota, Fungi, Ascomycota, Dothideomycetes, Mycosphaerellales, Teratosphaeriaceae. The transcript is spliced from 2 exons. Bases 230 to 2782 code for a protein of 850 amino acids. The record is from RefSeq and is a predicted model, not a curated record.